Molecule: messenger RNA, 3458 nt
Organism: Stylophora pistillata
Lineage: Eukaryota; Metazoa; Cnidaria; Anthozoa; Scleractinia; Pocilloporidae
Molecular function (GO): protein binding
Source: RefSeq, a predicted model, not a curated record
GGUUUAGGAAACACGGAUAGCGAUGGAAAAGAAAAGAGUGGAAAUAAUCUUUAUAGCUUUUUCUGUUGCCCUGUUCUUGCUGAACACGGACCGCGUUGAAAAGGCCAUCAAAUUGUGCUAUGAAUGUUUGUUUAAGAUGAGUUACAACUCAGAAGAUAACGACUUGCAAUCUGUCAAACUUCGUCUCAAUGACAUCUUCGCUGUUCUUUGCUGCGUUUACCAUCAUAUCUCUGACUACAUAAAUUGCGAGAGAUGCUGUCGCAUAUUCCUAGUCCUCGGACACGAGUCUGAUGACUUAUUAAUGAAGGGAGUCGUAACUAUGAUUCUGGCGCAGAUAUGCGAGAUUCAGCGUAAGUUUAAAGAAGCCAAACAACUUUACAAAUCAGCGGUUAACAUAAGGGCACAAACGGGGGAUAAAAUAGGAGAGAUAAACGCCUGUGGAAAAUGUGGAACCAUGUUUUAUAAACUUGGUGAAUACAUCAAGGCGAAAAAGUAUUUCGAGAGAGCCCUUGCCAUCGCAAUUGAAAUUUGCGACAGAGACGGAGAAGCGUUAUCUUACGUAAACUUAGGAGCUGUGUUUGAGUCACUUGGGGAAUAUGUCAGAGCGAAAGAGCAUAUCGAGAGAGCCCUUUCUAUUAGAAUCGAAAUUGGCGACCUACAAGAGCAAGCGACAUGUUACGGAAACUUAGGAGUUGUAUUUAAAUCGCUCGGGAAUUACGUCGAUGCUGAAAAGUAUCUCGAAAAAGCCCUUGCCAUUAGAACUGAAAUUGGCGACAGACUAGGAAAAGCAGCAGAUUAUGGAAACUUAGGAACCGUUUUUUACUUGGUCGGGAAAAACGACAAGGCUAAAGAGUAUUUCAAAAAAGCUUUAGUCGUAGAGAGAGAAAUUGGCGACAGAAACGGGGAAUCAUUAUAUUUGAUCAACUUAGGAACUGUGUUUAGCACGCUCGGGCAAAACGUUGAGGCUAAAAGGUGUUUCGAAGAAGCUCUUGCCAUUACAACUGAAAUUGGCGACAGAAAAGGAGAAGCAACAUGUUACGGAAACAUGGGACAGAUGUCUCUGUCGCUUUGCGAGUAUGUCAAAGCCAGAGAGUAUCUCGAAAAAGCGCUUGUGAUCAGAACUGAGAUCGGCGACAGAAGUGGUGAUGCAACAGACGACAUAAACUUAGCAACACUGUUUAUGUCGCUUGGGGAAUACGACAAAGCUCAAGAGUAUCUUGAAAGAUCUCUUGCCUUUACAACUAAAAUUGGCUGCAGAAAGGGAGUGGUAGCAUCUUACAUAAAAUUAGGAACUGUUUUUAUCUUUCUUGGGGACUGCGUCAAGGCCAAAGAGUAUGUGGAGAGAGCCCUUACCUUCAGUAUUGAAGUUGGGGACAGAAAAGGAGAAGCAUCAUGUUACGGCAGCUUAGGAGCAGUUUUCGAAUGGCUUGGGGAGUACAUCAAAGCGAAAGAGCACAAUCAGAGAGCCCUUGCCAUCAGUAUUGAUAUUGGCGACAGAGACGGAGAAGCAGAAGCUUACACUGACUUAGGAAAGGUGUUUAAGUCGCUUGGGCAAAACGUUGAGGCUAAAGACUAUUUCAAACAAGCGCUAGUCAUCAGGAUCGAUAGUGGCAACAGGAGGAAAGAAGCCGAAUGUUACGGAGUCUUAGCAACUGUCUUUUCUUCACUUGGUCAAUACGUCGAGGCCAAAGAGUAUCUUAGAAAAGCGCUCCACAUUAGAACUGAAAUUGGCGACAGAGAAGGAGAAGCAGCAGAUUACGCAAACUUGGGAAAUUUGUUUACGGUGCUUGGUGAUUACCAAGUUGCGGAAGCAUGUUUAGAGAAGGCACUUUACAUAUCCAAGAUUAUUAAAGGACGUAACCUUGAGUUGCAAGUCCUGUUUGGUUACUCGAUAUUAUUUUUACAUCAAAACAAACUUAAAGAUGCCCUUUGGUAUCUACACCAGAACAUUACUAAAUUCGAAGAACUGAGAAAUUUUCUUGGGAUUAAUGAUCAGUUUAAGACAUCAUUUUUGGAGGAGAGGGGUGAAAUUUCCAUCCAGUUGCUAAGCUGGUCGCUUUGUGUCACCGGAAGUCCGCAUGAUGCUCUAUAUGUAGAAGAAUUGGGGCGAGCUGCAGGCCUAUCAGACCUGAUGGCAGAGAAGUACUCAAUUGAAACGCACAUUUGUGCUAAGAAACAUUCUUGGUUUGGCAUUGAAAACAUUGUGAGAAAGGAAAACAGAUGUACUUUCCUGUAUGUUUCUUAUUUUUAUAGCAAGGUGAAUUUGUGGAUCUUGAAAACAAGCGGAGCCCUCCAUUUUAAACAAAUAUCAGUGGAGGAAAAUGUCGUUAAGGCUAAAUUCACCAAAGAUUCUUCUGUGGUUGAGGUUUUGGCGGACAGUUUCCGUAGUUUUGGUUGCUUGCCCACGGAAGAGUGUGAAGAUCGGUCUUUGCAAAUGCGUGAACCACAAGCUAUUUCAUCAAAGGAGAGGACCUCUGCAACAUCACGACUUAUAGAGGAAGACAACAACGAGGAGGAAAUUUCAAGUCUAUCCCGGUGUUACGAAAUCUUUAUUGCCCCAAUCUAUGAUUUUCUUGAAGAGCCUGAAGUCAUUAUUGUUCCACACAGAAGCUUGUACAAAGUUCCAUUUGCAGCUCUUCAAGAAAAAGGAGCCCCAUACUUCUCGGAGAGUCAUAGGAUCCGCGUUGUUCCUUCUUUAACGAUACUUAAGCUCAUACAAGACAGUCCACUGGACUAUCACAGCAACACUGGUGCACUGGUGGUGGGAAAUCCCAAGGUUAACUGGCUGCUGCCAUUACCGUGUGCUGAAAAGGAAGUAUAGAUGGUUGGAAGACUGGUGGGCGUUUCCCCUCUGGUAGGGGAGAAAGCAACGAAGCAAGCUGUACUUGAACAGAUAACUUCAGCGAGUCUGAUACAUUUUGCAGCCCAUGGUGACGCCGAAAGAGGAGAAAUUGCUCUCUCUCCUAUUCCUACCCCCGACACUCCAGACAUCAUUCCACCCCAGCAUACCUAUAUGUUGACAAUGGGAGACAUUUCACGAGUAAAAAUCAGAGCUAAACUGGUAGUUCUCAGUUGUUGCCACAGUGCAAAUGGACAGAUCAAGGCCGAGGGAGUUAUAGGAAUCGCCCGAGCGUUCUUAGGAUCCUGUGCUCGGUCGGUGUUGGUUGCCCUGUGGGCCAUACCAGACGCAGCCACAGAACAGGUCAUGCGUCAGUUCUACGAACACCUUGUUGAUGGAGAAAGUGCCAGUGAAUCCCUUCACCAGGCCAUGAAGUGGAUGAGGAAUAACGGCUUCACCAGGGUGCGUGACUGGGCCUCAUUUAUGCUGAUUGGAGAUGACGUGAAGUUGGAGUUUGGCAAACAGAGGAAAGAAGACCUCGAAAAUUGAAAGAACAAGAAUGAUCCAAACGGAAAAUGGCCAGAAGAACUCUAAAUGUAUAAAUAGAUGUGUAGAUGUA